AAAGCUGCAAGCUCAAUUAACUUUUGCAAUGGCAACAAGAUCACUCACUGGUACAGUAUGCAGGUACCCAGGCUGCUCCAAGCCAGGAUACAAGGAGCCCAGUGGCUACACACACAACUUCUGUGGACGAACACAUGCUGAGAUGUACAGGUCAAUUUCUCUCACUUCCCCCACCUCGGCAUUCUCAUACUCAAGACCGGCUAAGUCAGCACAAACAACAAAAAGUGCUCUGAAGCCAUUGAAGGCAUUUCAAAAAUAUGUGUCACCGUCGUCAAACGAGAUAAAGUUCUACAAUAGUUAUGACCCCUUCUACGAGUUUACAAACUUUUAUCCAACAUUUAUGACAAUUAAUGGAAGUUCUUGGCCUUCUUCUGAACACUACUUUCAAGCUCAGAAAUUUGUCGGUACUCCAUAUGUAGAGAAAAUAAGAAAAAUGUCUUCGGCUAGAGAAACGUUCCAGUUUUCGAGGAACCCAGCUGUAUCUCGAUGGCGAAGGUCGGAUUGGGACCAAGUGAAAGAUAACAUCAUGCUGAAAGCUCUGAGAUGCAAGUUUGGGCAAUCAGACAGACUGCGUUCUCUUCUUCUUGGCACAGGAGACAAGAAACUCAUUGAGCACACAGAGAAUGAUUCCUACUGGGGAGACGGUGGAGGGAAAGGAAAAGGCUUGAACAAACUCGGCGAACUGCUCAUGAAAGUACGAAGAGAGCUCAAAGAAAUGUACAAGACAAAAAGUGGCAGCCCUCUGAAGAAAAGAAGCAGCUCGUUUUCAUUUAAUAGUACAACAUCAAAACCUAAGUACAUUGAUGAUAUGGAUAUCUCUCUGAGCUCUUCAGGGCACAAUCCUCUAUUAUUAUCUCGUCACUUGUCUGGAUCACUAAGCUCUUUGCACACACCAAGCAGCACCCCCAAAGUAAGAUGCUCAUCUCCUUCACUGGCACGCAGUCCUCUCGGUUUCACUCCUCGCACACAACCCACAAAUGAUACAAGCUAUUUGUAUACAAAACACAGCACUGCUACCUACACUCCUACUCCAUCACAAUGGAAAACAACUUCUCAAUCUACUGUGACAAAGCGACCUAAGGGAAAUGAUUCCAGUCAAGUGGCUUUUCUCUUUACUUCUUCACAUAAACAUACUAAACAUUUUAGAGUUUGAACAAUUGUAAUUUAUUUACACGCUACCAUACUUCCCCUACCAAAAUAUGGA
This is a messenger RNA of Halichondria panicea, 1204 nucleotides long. RefSeq lists its product as uncharacterized. The transcript is spliced from 3 exons. The record is from RefSeq and is a predicted model, not a curated record. Lineage: Eukaryota; Metazoa; Porifera; Demospongiae; Suberitida; Halichondriidae. Bases 29 to 1153 code for a protein of 374 amino acids.